AUGACUAAUUGUAUGGAGAAUCAAGUUGCAUCCUCGUUGUAUGAUUCGUUUGGGGAGCCAAAAAUCGCACCUCGAGUUGGGGAUGAAUAUCAGGCUGAACUGCCUCAGUUUCGCGGAGAUUCAAACACUGGUAUGAGUAGAAUGGAUGAAAUAGACGAGCGCAGUUGUAUGGUGCCUGAAAUAUGUGAUGAAUGCUGGUCUGAAGCUGAGAAGGGCUGUUUCCUUGUUGGAUUGUACAUAUUUGCAAAGAACUUUGUCGAGAUAAAGAAAUUUGUUGGGACGAAGGAUAUGUUAGCUGUGCAGUCGUACUACUAUGGGGCGUUCUACUCUUCACCGGAGUAUCGCAGAUGGUUCAGCGCUAAGCACAAGAGAUGCAAAUUAGGCCGGGGAUUGUUUUAUGGGCUAAGGCUGCAAGAAUUUCUAUCUAGGGUGCUACCAAGAGUCGAGGAGGAGUCUCGGAAUGCUCUAUUGGAGGUUUCUAAAUCAUUUGAGAAUGAAAAGAUAUCAGUGGCAGAGUAUGCCUUCCGUUUGAAGGCGAUGAUUGGUACAGAGUUGCUCGUGGAAGCCGUUGGCAUUGGGAGAAAGCAUCAAGAUCUCACUGCAAUGGCUACGCGGCACUCAAAGGCACGCGGCCAUGAUAUGCCAUCAGAGAAGGUUUAUACCUCACUUACAACAGCUGAGAUAUCGAGCUUGUUGAGUGGAGAGCACCGACUGAGCAAGGCCAGAUCGAAUGAUCUGUUCUGGGAGGCAGUCUGGCCGCGUCUGCUAGCAAGUGGUUGGCAUUCAGAGGAGGCCACGAACUACCGAGACGUUGCUAGUUCAAAUGCAAGUCCUAGCCUAGUUUUUCUUAUUCCCGGAGUGAAGAGAUUUUCGAGGAGAGAUUUGGUGAGAGGUGAUCAAUAUUUUAAUACUGUGGCUGAUGUGUUGAGAAAAGUUUCUCAAGAGCCUGCCCUGCUGGAGCUCGACCAAGAAGCAGAACAAUGUGGAUUGAGUAAUGAUGAGAGUUUUUCUGUCACUGUUGUGGAUACAGGCCUCCCAGAUGGGAAGGUAGUCGAAUUCAGAACCUUCCCAUCUGCAGCAGAGAUUAGUCGAGAAAGGACUGAUGCCGCGGAUGAAGAAGCUCGUGCGACUUCCCCUGAUGUGCACAAGAAACGCACCACUCGAGAUCAAGUAAGCAAGAAUCUUGAUAUAUUGCCAUCCACUAGCAACAACAGCAUUGAACAGCAGCAACAACCUCAGUUUUAUAUUGACCUCAACUUCCCUCCAGAGGCCGAGGCUGGCUCCUUUUCUGCUGAGCAAGAUAUCAUCGCUUCCAAAAACAAUGCUAGCUCGAACCAAACAAGGUUUAGCACGAGGCGUAGGCCUCCAACGAUGAGGGUUCUAGAAGCUGUUGCGCACGGAUACUUGAGCGUGAACAAGAAGCAGAAGAAGAAGAAGGAAGACGGGCAAUGA
Messenger RNA from Salvia hispanica, 1452 nucleotides. RefSeq lists its product as uncharacterized. Gene Ontology annotation, cellular component: nucleus. NCBI's taxonomy places the organism in Eukaryota, Viridiplantae, Streptophyta, Magnoliopsida, Lamiales, Lamiaceae. Gene Ontology annotation, molecular function: transcription corepressor activity. The record is from RefSeq and is a predicted model, not a curated record.